Messenger RNA from Silurus meridionalis, 2008 nucleotides. RefSeq names its product E3 ubiquitin/ISG15 ligase TRIM25-like. The transcript is spliced from 7 exons. Gene Ontology annotation, molecular function: zinc ion binding; protein binding. The record is from RefSeq and is a predicted model, not a curated record. Lineage: Eukaryota; Metazoa; Chordata; Actinopteri; Siluriformes; Siluridae. Bases 64 to 1812 code for a protein of 582 amino acids.
CACACAACCAGGAAGUAACUGCUUCAUUUCAGAGAAACAGAAACUUUCCAGAUCACUAAGAAAAUGGCAGAGGCCAGUAUUUCAGUAGAUCAGGAUCAGUUCAGCUGUCCAGUGUGUCUGGAUCUCCUGAAGGAUCCAGUGACUAUCCCGUGUGGUCACAGUUUCUGUAAGGUGUGUAUUAAUGACUGCUGGGAUCAGGAGGAUCAGAAGGGGGUCUACAGCUGUCCUCAGUGCAGACACACGUUCACUUCAAGGCCUGUUCUACACAGAAACAACAUGCUGGCUGAAGUGGUGGAGAAACUGAAGAAGACUGAAGUCCGAGCUGCUUCUCCUGCUCACUGUUACGCUGGACCUGGAGAUGUGGAAUGUGAUUUCUGUAGCGGGAGGAAACACAAAGCCGUCAAGUCGUGUCUGAUGUGUCUGGCCUCCUUUUGUGAAACUCAUCUGAAACCUCAUUAUGAAGUUCCUUCCUGGAAGAAGCACAAGUUAAUCGAAGCGUCUGGAAAUCUACAAGAGAAGAUCUGCUCUGAGCAUGAUAAAGUCCUGGAGAUCUACUGUCGUACCGACCAAAGCUUCAUCUGUUAUCUGUGUGUGACGGAUGAACACAGAAGCCACGACACCGUCUCAGUUAAAGCCUACAGAACUGAACAACAGACUGAGCUGAAGGAGGAGCAGAUGAAAUUCCAGCAGAGAAUCCAGGAGAAGCAGAAGAAGGUGCAGGAGCUGAAACAGGAUGUGAACAUUAUAAAGCUCAGUGCACAGACAGCAGUAGAUGACAGUGAGAAGAUCUUUACUGAGAUGAUCAGCUCCAUGGAGAAAAAGCGCUCGGAGGUGACGGAGCUGAUCAGAGAUCAGGAGAAGGCUGAACUGAGUCGAGCUGAACGACUCCUGGAGCAACUGGAGCAGGAGAUUUCUGAUCUUCAGAGGAGAAUCACUGAGCUGGAGCAGCUUUCACACACACACGAUCACAUCCAUUUCCUCCAGGAAAUAAAGGUACAUUACAUCCACAUUUCCAGGAGGAAUAUGAAGGUUUUAGCCUCCAGACAUCAGAGUCCCAAAACCGACAGACCAAAUGUUCCAGCUGAUGUGUGUGAAGAUUCACUCAGCAUCAAUGUCAAUAUCUCAUUUGAUGCAGUGAGGAAAUCUCUCUCUGACCUGAAAAAGAGACUUGAGGAAUUCUGCCAGGAGGAAUUGAUCAAAAUCCGUGAACAUGCUGAGAACAUUCAGAUUUUACUCUCAGAACCAACAAGCAGGAACGAGUUUCUGAAAUAUUUCUGUGAUCUGACUCUGGAUCCCAACACAGUAAAUUAUUACCUCAUUCUGUCUGAGAAGAACAAAGUGGUGACACGCAGUGAGACAAAGCAGCCGUACUCUGAUCAUCCAGAGAGAUUUAAAUACUUCAGCCAGGUGUUGAGUAAAGAGAGUGUGUGUGGACGCUGUUACUGGGAGGUGGAGUGGAGCAGUGAUGGUAAUGUGUUAAUAUCAGUCUCAUAUAAAGAUAUCAGAAGGAAAGGACGGGGUGAUGAGUGUUGGUUUGGACACAACAAUCAGUCCUGGAGUCUGGAAUGUUCUUCUUCUUCUGUUAAUUUCUGGCACAACAACGUUAAAACUGAUCUCAAAGUUCCAUCAUCCUCCAGAAUAGGAGUGUAUGUGGAUCACAGUGCAGGAACUCUGUCCUUCUACAGCGUCUCUGAUACGAUGAAGCUCCUCCACAGACUCCACACCACAUUCACUCAGCCUCUAUAUGCUGGAUUCAGGUUUUUCUUUUCGAAACCAGGAUCAUCUAUGAGGUUGUGCAGUCCAAAAGAAUAAUAGUUGGUGUUUUAUGGUCUGUAAUUUGGAGCUGAAAGAAACAUGUGCUAGGAAAUAAAUAAAAAAGUGAUUUGUUUGUAUCAUUGUAAAAAUCAGAUUUAAAAAUGAUAAUUAUGCUUUGGUAAAAUAUAUAAAUCUAUUUUACACCUUAAAAUGUCUAUGUACGUGGUGGUAUUUAAAAAAGGAUCGAGACGAA